Molecule: messenger RNA, 1502 nt
Organism: Schistocerca serialis cubense
Lineage: Eukaryota; Metazoa; Arthropoda; Insecta; Orthoptera; Acrididae
Product: GPN-loop GTPase 1
Exons: 5
Coding region: 198-1400 (400 amino acids)
Molecular function (GO): GTPase activity
Source: RefSeq, a predicted model, not a curated record
UGUGUGCUCUCCUACACAAGUUUGUUUUGGUUAUGGAGUUGUGUUUAUACGCGUUGGAUGCAGUAGGAUUAUUUGUUGUGUAAACGAAGUCAUACGAAGACUGAGGAUGUGCGUUAGUUGUUGAUAUGGCGUAAUCACACGUUUCACUAUAUAAAUACGUGUUUUUGUCUGAGUGCUUUCCUCAAAUUAUUUAAAUUAUGCAAGCUAUGGACUCGGCAGAAAGUUCGCAGCAGUGCUCAUCUGCCGAAAUCGACAUGAAAGAGACUACGGAAGAAAAUGCCGCAAAGAACAUACAGCGGAAAACUCCAGUUUGCCUGAUUAUCCUAGGAAUGGCAGGAUCAGGAAAAUCAACUCUUGUGCAGAGGCUUACAUUGCAUUUACAUGCGAAGAAGAAGCCUCCCUAUGUGAUCAAUCUCGAUCCAGCUUGUCAUGAGGUUUCCUAUCCAGCAAAUAUUGAUAUAAGAGAUACAGUGAACUACAAGGAGGUCAUGAAGCAAUACGGCCUUGGCCCCAAUGGUGGCAUAGUAACAUCACUGAACCUGUUUGCUACAAAAUUUAGCCAAGUUGUGUCGCUGCUUGAAAAAGCAGGAUCACAGUAUGAUUUGGCAAUACUUGACACUCCUGGGCAGAUUGAAGUAUUUACAUGGUCAGCAUCAGGAAACAUAGUCACUGAAGCUUUGGCUUCAUCGUUUCCUACUGUUGUUGUUUAUGUGAUGGACACAGUUCGAAGUGUUAAUCCUGUCACUUUUAUGUCGAAUAUGCUGUAUGCAUGUUCUAUACUGUACAAAACAAAACUACCUUUCAUUGUUGCAAUGAACAAGGUUGACAUUGUGGAGCACAGUUAUGCUGUGGAAUGGAUGAAAGACUUUGAGGUUUUCCAGGAAGCUCUGGAAUCUGAAACGACAUAUAUAUCAAAUUUAACAAGGUCGAUGUCUUUAGCUUUAGAUGAAUUCUAUAGCACACUGAAGAGUGUUGGAGUGUCAGCUGUUAGUGGUGCUGGUAUGGAUGAAUUUUUUCAUUUGGUAGAAAAGGCAGCUGAAGAAUUUGAACAAGAUUAUCGUGUUGAAUGGGAAAAACUGAAGAAAGAGAAACAAGAAGAACAAAGAAAGCAACAAGAAGAGAAAUUAGAAACCUUAGCAAAGGACAGUGAGCAGGGAAAGGGAGAACCUGUUCCACUAAUAACCCAGAUUAGUGCCGGAAGGGAACUAUCUGAAAUUUACCUGAAACAUCCAGCAAAUGAGAGCAGUGAGGAUGAAGAAGGCGAGGAAGAUAUAGUACAGAAGAAUGACGAAGAUUUAGAAGAAGAAAAGGAAAGAGAAUCAUUCAUGAACUUUCUCAAACAACAAAAGAAGAUACAGGAGCAAAGAGUUGAAGCUGCAAUGGAACAGAAUAAGAAUUAAGGAGUGUUUACAAUUUUGUAAUUGUUAUCAUUUGUGAAUAAUGGACCCUGUAAAACUUUUCAAAUUUAUACGAUUUUAAUAAACCACUUAUUUUUUGUAGAA